Molecule: messenger RNA, 1953 nt
Organism: Caenorhabditis remanei
Lineage: Eukaryota; Metazoa; Nematoda; Chromadorea; Rhabditida; Rhabditidae
Exons: 8
Coding region: 1-1953 (650 amino acids)
Biological process (GO): morphogenesis of a branching epithelium
Source: RefSeq, a predicted model, not a curated record
AUGGGAGGCGCGUCGUCGCAAGUGGGGCAUGAUACUGUUAGCACCGCCACCACAGAAUCCUCUCGCCCAAGCCCUCGACGUCUUCUAAACGCGACUUCUAAGCUGAAAUUCUCGUUUAAAAAAAAAUCGUCGACUCGCGACCAAACGCGCCCAUUCGAGGAGCUUAUCAAGACAUGGCCAAUUGGAGAUUUGAAUUUACUUUUAGCAGAAUUUGAAGCCGAUUCGAAGCUUCUAGAACUUCAAAAAUUAUGUGAUAACACCAGAAAACCGACUAGACCGUUCACACAAGAUUUUGAAAAAGGAAGACACGUGGCGGUCGAUUUAAAUGUGCUUUUUAAAUUCACUUCAAUCCCUUCAAAUCGUGCAUUUCUAUCGCAACGUUGUAAAAAUCUGAAAAUCUGCGCCAACUACGACGAAAAUCCCAGAAAUUUCGAUAUUCGAGACGAAAAAUUUAUGAAAUUCGAGCAAGAUGACGUGGAAUUCUUUUUGAAGUCAUAUAUUUUCACUGAAAAAUGGCCGGAAGAGCGGGGGAAUGUGAUUUUGGAGCAGUUGUGUGCGGAGUUUGGUUGUUUUAAAAAGUUGGAGGACGAUGUGAAACAAAUGUAUAAGCAAGAUACGAAAAAUGGCGAUUUGGUGAUAGAAGUGGUGGAGGGGAGUCAAAAACCUGACACGGAAAAUUUCGAAAUUCGAUGCUCAUCUCUCAUCGCUGCCUCACGGAGCACAAUUAUUCAUUCACUUUUAACCAAAAAAUCAUGGGAAAACACAGAAAAUCCGCCUUAUCCUCGCAGACUCCAAUUCUCUGAACUAAUAUUUCCACGAGCGUUCGCUCCACUCUUCGUCUCAUUUUUGUAUACGGACCGCCUGGAUUGGAGUCUCGCACCGAAAUCCGAGGACUCAAUUUCAUCUUUAUCACAGGCGAAAGCGAUAACGACUAGUGGAAAAUCACCGGAUGUUCAACUGGCACGGGCGCUGCAGAUUAUUGAGAUUGCGCGGUUUUUUGGGGUGCAGCAAAUGGUUCAUGCGUGCGAAGACGUCGUGGUGAAGAAUCUCUCUCACGACAACGUCGUCCAAAUUCUUCAAUGGGGUCGUUCCAACAAUUCCACGUACAUUUCAACGCACGCCGCCCGUUUCAUCGAACGAGAAUUCUCUCGAAUCUCUCAAUCCGCCGCACUCUUCGACCUAACACCCACUGAAAUGACCGAAUUGACACAAAGUCAAUUCCUCCAAUCCACUGAGUUGGAACUGCUCGGCGCGUGUUGUCGAUGGGGCGAACAUGCAUUAUUAAAGAAAUUAGAGGAAAGAGAACCGAAUCUAGUCGCCGACACAUGUCAUUCUAUAAGUCGGAGGGGACUGAAAAAGUCGGAAAAAUCAGGGGAAGAACUCAAAGAGAUUCUGAAACCACUGGCUGAAAAUAUCCGGAAAGAUUACGCGUUGCCACCGUUUCAUCAGGAUCUGACGGACGCUUAUAACAAGGGAAUUCUAGAACAGUCUCCAUUGGGACAGGAUUUAGUGGUGUGCGCGUCGACGUCGGAAAUUAAUCCGGAUGUCCAUUGGCUGAAACCGGACGAUGAGAGUUGUGGACCGAGAUAUUAUAGACCCUAUCACACGGCUCUUCUCAAGCACCGUAACCUCAAAGACCCGUCGUGGAUCGGAAAGUCUCCAGAAGUCACCACGACGUCUUCAGAAUCUCCACAAAUAAAAUUCACCAAACUGUAUCCGGAUAUUCUCGAUGAAAAUGUGUAUAUUGAGGCGAGAAAACGGAUUUUAGACAGGACGAAACAAGCGAAUUUUAUGAGAUUGACGCGAAGUUUUCAUCGAAAAAUGGCGUUGGAAAUGAUAACCCGCCAAACCCUUAUCGAACUCGAUAUUCCUGAAGAAUGUCUCUCUUGCCGUCUAGCCAGUGAAAAUUCAGAAAAAUCGAUAACACCACCGGACGUCUUGCCAUAUUUAUAA